AACUCGUAAUCACGAUGUUUUUUAUUAUUGUUUAAGCUGAUAACAUUGAUAACGCAGUAACACUAUCAAGGUCAAUUUAUUAGAUUUCACUCUUUGAAGCAAUAUAAUUUUGGUGGCAGCAUACUUGAAAACACGAAAACUGUUUAAGAAUUUAUUCUUGCCAUUAUGUCUCUCAGAAAAUUCAUACUUAGGUCACUGAAACUAAGAAAUAAAUUUUCUUACUUACCAGCUUUAUCACAUCACUACAAUUAUGAAGACUAUAAAGGCUACAAUGAAAAAUAUAGGAAUUUUAAUUGGAAUAUAGGAGCUGCUAUAUUAGCAUCUGUUUUAGUGAGUUCCACAUCUACAGAUGUCAGUAGUGACAAAUUAAAAAAGAACAAACAAGGAAAGACUGAAGAGUAUAAAACAAUAGAAGCUGGAGAGAAGAAGCCCAAUUUACCAACUUACAGAGCUGAGGAGAUCAGCAAACAUAACACAAAGAAUAGUUUCUGGGUGACAUAUAGACAUGGUGUGUAUGACGUCACAUCAUUCUUGCCCUCACAUCCCGGAGGAGAACAAAUCUAUAAUGCAGCCGGACUGAGCAUUGAGCCCUUUUGGAAUGUGUAUGGAAUGCACAAGACAAAAGAAGUAUACGAGUUGCUUGAAUCAUAUAGAAUAGGAAACCUGCACGACGACGACCUGGUGGACCACAGCGACGAAGAGCUGUGGGCCACGGAGCCCUACCGCGACCCGCGCCUCAUCGUCAAGACCGCCAAGCCCUUCAACGCAGAGAUACCGCCGGAGUACCAGAUCGCGCACUUCGACACGCCCAACGAGUUGUUUUACGUGCGGCAGCACAUGCCUGUUCCAGAGCUGGAUGCGGGCGCGCACCGCGUGCGGGUGGUGCUGGAGGACACCGGCCACUCCAGAGAGUUCAGUCUGCAGCAGCUGCGGAGUCUGCCCGCCGCCAGCGUGCGCGCCGCCCUCAUGUGCGCCGGCAACAGGCGCAGCGAGAUGCACAAGCAGGUGAAACCGGUCAAAGGCAUCGAUUGGGCGGGCGGAGCCAUAAGCAACGCCGUAUGGAGCGGAGUGUACCUCCGCGACGUGCUGCUGACCUGCGGAGUGGACCCUGACGACACUGAGGGCAAGCACGUCAUCCUGACGGGCGCGGACAUAGACGCUACGGGGCAGAACUUCAGCACGUCGAUCCCGCUGCGGCUGGCGCUGGACGCGAGCGCGCGCGUGCUGCUCGCCACGCACAUGAACGGCGAGCCGCUGCCGCCCGACCACGGCCGCCCGCUGCGCGUCAUCGUGCCCGGAGCGCCCGCCGUCAGGAGCGUCAAGUGGCUCGAAUGCAUAACGAUAUCGUCGGAGGAGAGCUCGUCGCACUGGCACAAGAAGGACUACCGCGCCUUCAACCCGUCCACGACGUGGGAGAGCGCGGACUUCGAGCGCGCGCCGCCCGUCUACAGCCUCCCCGUCACCUCCGCCAUCUGCGCGCCGCGACACGGAGACACCGUCACCGUGCGACACGGACACAUCGAGGCCGCGGGGUACGCGUACUCCGGGGGCGGGGCGCGCGUGGUGCGCGUGGACGUGAGCGCGGACGGCGGCCGCAGCUGGACGGAGGCGCGGCUGCAGCAGGACGCGGCGCCGCACCGCGAACACUACGCCUGGACCUUGUGGACGGUGCGUCUGCCCGUGCCCGCGCACGCCGCACAGGCGGAGUUGUGGGUGAAGGCGACGGACGGCAACUUGAACACGCAGCCGGAGACCUUCGAGCACAUCUGGAACAUCCGCGGCAUCCUCAGCAACGCAUACCACCGCGUCACCGUGCGUCUGCAGCACUGACACACUCUGACACUCGCUCGGUCGGAGCAUGACAAUGACAUCACAUGUGACAAAUAUGUACCUUUUAUUUUUGAUACUCUUUUAUCCUAAUUUCAACUAUUCUCUCUAUUGAACAAAACUUAAUUUGUUUUUAUUUUUCCAUUGAACAAAAGAAACCAAAAACAGUAAA
Papilio machaon (common yellow swallowtail) is the source of this 1999-nucleotide messenger RNA. It is a transcript of the gene shop, whose product is annotated as sulfite oxidase, mitochondrial. Bases 166 to 1830 code for a protein of 554 amino acids. Gene Ontology annotation, cellular component: mitochondrion. Lineage: Eukaryota; Metazoa; Arthropoda; Insecta; Lepidoptera; Papilionidae. Gene Ontology annotation, molecular function: oxidoreductase activity; molybdenum ion binding; heme binding. The transcript has 12 exons. The record is from RefSeq and is a predicted model, not a curated record.